This is a messenger RNA of Lagenorhynchus albirostris (white-beaked dolphin), 3269 nucleotides long. It is a transcript of the gene TMEM89, whose product is annotated as transmembrane protein 89. The coding region runs from base 2342 to 2938 and encodes 198 amino acids. Lineage: Eukaryota; Metazoa; Chordata; Mammalia; Artiodactyla; Delphinidae. The transcript has 4 exons. The record is from RefSeq and is a predicted model, not a curated record.
GGGGAGUGUGGAGCAGGAGGGAGAGCUUCGGGGCUAGGCCCAGGGAGGGGGGCGUCCCAGGUCCAAGUUCCUCCCCAGCCAGGCACAGCCCUCGGCACCUGUGUCCUCGGCUGUAAAAUGGUUGGAAUCAGAGCUGCUUCUCAGGAAUGACCUGUUCUCAGGGACCCCUGAUGAGGUGCAGGCAGGCCUGGCGCUACUGGGCAGCCCCUGGAGGGUGUGGUGUGAACACCUGAGCAACCAGCUGAGGAAGCACAGGGUAUUCACAGGUGUUGCCGGUCUGCACUGAGAAGUAAGAAUAUGGGAAUUCCCUGGCAGUCUAGUGGUUAGGACUCGACGCUUUCACUGUCAAGGGUGAGGGUUCGAUGGAUCCCUGGUUGGGGAACUAAGAUCCCACAAGCAGCACGGUGCAGCCAGAAGAAAAAAGAAAAGAAAGGAAAGAAUGUGCAUGAUUGAUUUACUUGGGAAAAAUGCUUAUUUGUAUAAUUAGAUCACCUGGGCUUUGCAGGUCACCGUCAGCCAAGAACCACGUGUUGAUUUCUACCAUAAAACACCAACAUCUGGGCAUGUGGCCCAGUGGGCAGCAAUGGGCCUUCAGGCCAGCUAAUACUGAGUGACUGGAGGCCAGGGUGGGGGGGUCGAACCUUUCUGGGCCUCCGUAUCCUCAUCAGGAGAGCAGAAAUGGUAAUAGUACCCACUUCAUGGGUUCCUCAAUGAAUAUUAAAUGAGUAAAUGCCACAAACAGCUUGCAACAGUGCUGGGCUCGUGUCACCUGCCAAAACAAGUGAGCCUGCCAUUCGCAGGUCCCGACCAGGUCCUGGGCUCUGUGCUGGACCAGUGGACAGAGGCUGUCCUGCCCUGCAAGUCACAGAGGCACCCCUUGCCUGGCUGUUUCUGUCCUGGCCUGUGUCACUGCCCUGCUCUGUGUUCGCAAAUCAUCUGUCCUUUCCCCACCCCCAAAACCUUGCCCAGGAAGUCAGGGCCCUUUGUCACACUGCCUCCAGACACCAGGAACAGCGCCGGGCACAAGGAAGUGCUUGGUAAAUACUGGUUAAGUGAUCCUAUGUACUGGAGUGGAAGGUAAACCUCAAACGUGAACUUGCAGAUACAGGCAGACCUUGUUUUAUUGCACUUCACCGAUACUGUGUUUUUUACAAAUUGAAAGUUUAUGGCCACCCUGAGUCAAUCAAGUCUUGGUGCCAUUUUUCCAACAUCAUUUGCUCACUGCAUGUCACUGUCACAUUGUGGUAAUUCUCAAAGUAUUUCAAACUUUUUCAUUAUUAUUAUAUUUGUUAGGAUCUAUGAUCAGUGAUCUUUGAUGUUACUACUGUGACUCGCUGAAGGCUCAGAUGAUGGUUAGCAAUUUUUAGCAAUAAAGUGUUUUUUUAAAUUAAGGUAUGUACUUUUUUUUAGACAUAAUGCUACUGCACGCUUAAUAGACUACAGUGUAGUGUAAACAUAACUUUUAUAUGCACCAGGAAACUGAAAAAUUUGUGCAACUCGCUUUAUUGUGGUGGUCUAGAACCGAAGCACAGUAUCUCCAAGGUAUACCUGUACUUGGAAAUGCUUUGAAGAAAAUGAAACAGGGUCAGGAAUUCCCUGGCAGUCCAGUGGUUAAGACUCUGCACUUCCAUUGCAGGGCGCACGGAUUCAAUCCCUGGCCGGGGAACUAAGAUCCCACAUGCCACAAUGCGGCCAAAUAAAUAAAUAAAACAGGGUCACGUGAAAGAGAAGGGACUGUGUUACCCAGGAUGGUCAUGGGAGGGAGACUCAGGGAGCAGGUGACACUUGAGCUGAAAUGCAGCUCUGAGAGUUCUCUUUCUAGGACAGUGCUCCUAGUGUAGGGAACAGCAGGUGUGUUCAAGGAACACCAGGGAGGCCUACAAGAGGCGGGAGGGGAGACCAGAGCACAGAGCACCUCACAGGCCAGGGUGAGCCUUCAGGCUUUAUUCAGAGUGCGCACCCACAUUUUUGAGUGCUCCCUGUGCUGCGAUGUGGACCACGGGGCUGAGUCUGGGCAUAGGGGAGCAGGGAGCAGCUCUGUGUGCUUAGCUUGGUUGGCCUGGCGUUGGUGCUGCCACUGGUGGAGAGCAUGUUAGAUGUAUAUUAGAUGAGGAGGAGGGAGAGGGGGAAGGAAGCAUUCCUUCAUUCCUGGGCCCCAAGCCUGCCCUCCUCCCUGCCCUGGAAUCCCACCCCACCCACCCCGCCCCAUAUUUUCUGGCCAGGCCACCCCUCCUGAAAGCCAUGGGCCCAGCUGGAACCUACUGCCUCACCUGCCCCUGGGGGAGGAGUGUUUGCCCGUUGCCAGGCGCCCAGGUUCCGGCCCCUAGUACUGGCAGCAGCCAUGCUGCACGCACAGUCCUUCCUGCCAUGGCUGCUUCUGCUAGCGAUGCCUGUCCGCACCCACACCUGGUCACGGCCCGUGUGGUACCAGGUGGGGCUGGACUUACAGCCCUGGGGGUGCCAGCCAAACAGCCUGGAGGGUUGCAAGGGCAGCCUGGGGUGUCCUGGCCAUUGGAUGGGCCUGGGGGUGAACCGCAUCUACCCAGUGGCUGGGGUCACCGUCGCCACUACCAUGAUGCUGAUGCUCAGCCGUGCGGUGAUGCAACGGCGGCGCUCACAGGCCACUAAGAGUGAGCAUCCGCAGGUGACGGCUAGCCCCUGUGCACCCUGGAAACGACGGGCCCCGAUCUCAGACCGUGCCCUACUCCGUGGGGUCCUGCAUAUGCUGGAUGCCCUCCUGGUCCAUAUUGAGGGCCAUCUGCAGCGUCUAGCCACCCAGCAGCGAACCCAAAUAAACGGGACUCCUGCCCAGAGCGGGCAUCAGGAUCUGCUGAUGAACAGAACAGGCUCCUCCCUCACCCACUCACAAAUAGGGGAGGGUAGAGGUGGUGAUGAAGCAGACUCAAAAACUCAAUUCCUCUGCAGAGAGUUGUGCUGAGCCAGUUGGAGUAGGGCAGGUGUGGGCUGACUGCUGGGACCUGAAGGGUGGUAGAAGAGAUCUUCCACCACCCAAAGAUCCAAGGAAUUCAGAUGGCCUCUAGAAGCUGGGAAUGACCCUUGGGUGAUAGCCAGCAAGAAAACAGAAACCUCAGUCCUUCAACCACUAUGAUCUAACUUCUGCCAAUAAACUGAAUGACCAAGGACACAUUCUCCCCUAGAACCUCCAGAAAGGACCACAGCCCUGCUAAUGUCUUGAUUUUAGCCCAAUGACAUCCAUGUUGGAUUUUGGGCCUACAGAACUGUGAGAUAAUAAAUUUGUUUUGUUCUAA